Nannospalax galili (Upper Galilee mountains blind mole rat) is the source of this 933-nucleotide messenger RNA. Its product is annotated as olfactory receptor 4D10-like. The record is from RefSeq and is a predicted model, not a curated record. Gene Ontology annotation, molecular function: olfactory receptor activity; G protein-coupled receptor activity. Lineage: Eukaryota; Metazoa; Chordata; Mammalia; Rodentia; Spalacidae. Gene Ontology annotation, cellular component: membrane. Bases 1 to 933 code for a protein of 310 amino acids. Gene Ontology annotation, biological process: G protein-coupled receptor signaling pathway. The transcript has a single exon.
AUGGAAAACUGCACCCAGAUCAAAGAGCUUAUUUUCCUUGGUCUAACCCAGAGUCAAGCAGUGAGCCUGGUGUUGUUUCUUUUCCUUCUUCUGGUGUAUGUGACAACUCUGCUGGGCAACCUCCUCAUCAUGGUCACCAUCACCUGGGAGUCCCGCCUUCACACCCCCAUGUACUUCCUGCUCCGGAAUUUAUCCAUUGCCGACAUCUGCUUUUCCUCCAUCACUGCCCCCAAGGUUCUGGUGGACCUUCUCUCUGACAGAAAGGCCAUCUCCUUCGACGGCUGCCUCACUCAGAUGUUCUUCUUCCAUCUCAUUGGAGGGGUGGAUGUGUUUUCUCUCUCAGUGAUGGCCUUCGAUCGCUAUGUGGCCAUCUCUAAGCCCCUGCACUAUGUGACCAUCAUGAGCAGAGGCCGUUGCGUUGGACUCAUAGUGGCCUCCUGGGUGGGAGGCUUUAUCCACUCAAUUGCACAGAUUAUGCUCUUGCUGACACUCCCCUUCUGUGGCCCUAAUGUUCUUGACACUUUCUAUUGUGAUGUCCCCCAGGUCAUCAAGCUCGCCUGCACAGACAUCUUUGUAAUUGAACUCCUGAUGAUUUCCAACAAUGGGCUACUCACCACGCUGUGGUUUGUCUUACUCCUGGUGUCCUACAUGGUCAUAUUAUUAUUGCUGAGAUCACAGUCAGGGGAAGGCAGGAGGAAAGCCAUCGCCACCUGCACCUCCCACAUCACUGUGGUCUCCCUGCAUUUUGUGCCCUGCAUCUAUGUCUAUGCCCGGCCCUUCACAGCCCUCCCCACGGAUAAAGCUAUUUCUGUCACCUUCACAGUCAUCUCCCCUCUGCUCAACCCCUUGAUCUACACUCUGAGGAACCAGGAGAUAAAGUCAGCCAUGAAGAGACUCAAGAAAAGAUUUGGACCCUCUGAUGUAGAACAGUAG